GCCAGGAACUCUUUCUGCCACAAUGAAGCACCUGCUCCAAAAGAGCAAAUAAGCCAAAUCAUGCGGCUGGCAAACAAGCUUUCCGUGUUCCUUCCCCCCGUGACCCACUCCGAGGAGAAGAAAAGCUCCAAAGCUGCAGCUCUUGCUGCUCUCCAGGCAAUAAAAACAGCUCCUCCGUGAAGCCGAGAGAGCUUCUUCACCAGCUCACGGGGUACAGAGGCAGCCUCGGAGCUGCUGCUUGGAAAAAACCCCAAAGGUUUUCCCCCUCCCCAAAAUAAGCGACUCCUUCUGCUAUGGAGAGAGAAAUCCCCGUCCUGCGAGUUGGGUCCCAAUUAAUGGAUUCUGACAUGGAUUAUGAGAGGCCAAACGUAGAAACUAUCAAGUGCGUCGUGGUCGGGGACAACGCGGUGGGCAAGACCCGGCUCAUCUGUGCCCGCGCCUGCAACGCCACCCUGACCCAGUACCAGCUCCUGGCCACCCACGUCCCCACCGUGUGGGCCAUCGACCAGUACCGUGUCUGCCAGGAGGUGCUGGAGCGCUCCCGGGAUGUGGUAGAUGAUGUUAGUGUGUCCUUGAGGCUCUGGGACACCUUUGGUGACCACCACAAAGACAGGCGCUUCGCCUAUGGCAGGUCCGACGUGGUGGUUUUGUGCUUCUCCAUCGCCAACCCCAACUCCCUGCACCAUGUGAAGACCAUGUGGUACCCUGAGAUCAAGCACUUCUGCCCCCGGGCCCCUGUCAUCCUGGUGGGCUGCCAGCUCGACCUGCGCUACGCCGACCUGGAGGCCGUCAACCGGGCACGGCGCCCCUUGGCCAGGCCAAUCAAACCUAACGAGAUCCUGCCCCCGGAGAAGGGGAGGGAGGUGGCCAAGGAGCUGGGGAUCCCUUAUUACGAGACCAGCGUGGUGGCCCAGUUUGGCAUCAAGGAUGUCUUCGACAACGCCAUCCGUGCCGCCCUCAUCUCCCGCCGCCACCUCCAGUUCUGGAAGUCCCACCUCCGCAACGUCCAGAGACCCCUGCUCCAAGCCCCUUUCCUACCCCCCAAACCCCCACCACCCAUCAUCAUCGUCCCAGACCCUCCUUCCAACAACGAGGAACGCCCGGCCCACCUCUUGGAGGACCCCCUGUGCGCGGACGUCAUCCUGGUGCUGCAAGAGAAGAUCAAAAUCUACGCACACAAGAUCUACCUCUCCACCUCCUCCUCCAAGUUUUAUGACCUGUUCCUCAUGGACCUGAGCGAGGAGGACCAGCAGAGCGUGGCGGGGCACGGCUUCGGGGUGGCCGUCACCGCGGCCGCCGAGCGGAUGUUGCACCAGGAGGAGAGGCACCACGGGAGGGAUUUCCUCCUCCGAGCUGCCAGCUUUGAUAUCUGUGAGAGCACCGAGGAGGCCGGACCUGGCCAGAGAAAACCGUGCCUUAGAGCCUCCACCAGUGACGGGAUCCUGCGGGGUAACCGCUACGAGAACGGGGAGCGUGGGCUGAGGAGGGGAAGGGACCUCUCCUCUUGGAGCAGGGCUUUCACCAGCAUCCAGGAGGAGAUGGCAGAAGAUCCGCUGACCUUCAAGUCCAAGCUGAUGGUGGUGGUGAAGAUGGAUGCUUCUAUUCAACCGGGUCCUUUCCGGGCUGUCUUGAAGUACUUGUACACAGGGGAGCUGGAUGAGAACGAGAGGGACCUGAUGCACAUUGCUCACAUUGCUGAGCUGCUGGAGGUCUUCGACCUCCGGAUGAUGGUGGCCAACAUCCUCAACAACGAGGCGUUCAUGAACCAGGAGAUCACCAAAGCCUUCCACGUCCGGAGGACCAACCGGGUGAAGGAAUGCCUGGCCAAGGGGACUUUCUCAGAUGUCACCUUCGUGCUGGAUGAUGGUGCUAUCAGUGCCCACAAGCCCCUGCUCAUCUCCAGCUGCGACUGGAUGGCUGCCAUGUUCGGUGGCCCCUUCGUGGAGAGCUCCACCAACGAGGUGGCACUUCCUUACACCAGCAAGAGCUGCAUGCGGGCGGUCCUGGAGUACCUGUACACCGGGCAGUUCAGCUCCAGCCCCGACCUCGACGACAUGAAGCUCAUCAUCCUCGCCAACCGCCUCUGCCUGCCGCACUUGGUGGCACUUACUGAGCAGUACACUGUCACUGGCCUGAUGGAGGCGGCGCAGAUGAUGGUGGACAUCGAUGGGGACGUCCUCGUGUUCCUGGAGCUAGCUCAGUUCCACUGCGCCUACCAGCUGGCCGACUGGUGCCUCCACCACAUCUGCACCAACUACAACAACGUCUGCCGCAAGUUCCCGCGGGACAUGAAGGCCAUGUCAGGAGAGAACCAGGAGUACUUUGAGAAGCACCGCUGGCCGCCGGUGUGGUACCUGAAGGAGGAGGAUCACUACCAGCGGGCGAAGAAGGAGCGGGAGAAGGAAGACUACCUCCACCUCAAACGGCAGCCCAAGAGGAGGUGGCUCUUCUGGAAUGCCUCCUCCUCUCCUUCCUCCUCUCCUUCAUCGUCGGCAGCCACAGCCUCCUCUUCUUCCUCCUCCUCCUCCUCCUCGGCUGUGGUUUGAAAGCCCGUCCUUGCCCUGGCUCCAGCAUCCCUGGGAGGAGACGGGGAGGAGGAGGAGGAAGGGUGGGAUGACCUGCCCCAGCACCAGGCGUGGAGUGGAUGCCACCAGCUGAAGUUCCAGAGGAGAUGGUGGGAGCAGGGGUGGCAGCAGGGGCCUGGCCCUGCAGAGGAGCCCCAGGUGCUCCUGGAGCCCUGCUCGCCCCACGCCGCGGCUGCCAGCGCGCCCAAGGACUGGCAGAGACUGAGCAGCAGGAGAAACUCAUGUUUACAGGAGCACGAGGGCUGUGUCGUGGUUUCAUUUUGGGUUUGGUUUUUGUUCUUUCCUGGUUUGGUUUUUGGUUUGUUUUUUAAUUUGGAACAUCAGCAGCAUGAGGACAAGGAGAAGAAGAAGAAACCCAUCCUGCUUCCACUUUGGAGUUGUAACCAGAAGCUGUGGGAUACGGUUGGUUUGUCCAACAGCAUCUCACCACCCUGAGCAGCCAGAGCUGCUGCCAAGGGGGUCCUGUCCCCCUCUUUGACUUGAAGCAGGGUCAGGGCAGGGUGCAGGGGACCUUGGUCCCCAAAUGCCUCCAGGCAUUGCAGCAUCAUCCCUCUAUUUGCUCACAAGUGGGAUCUAAUUCGGGGAGGGGACAGGAGCCCUCUCCUCCCUGCCACUAACUUGGCAUCUUUUUUUUAAAAAAGGAGAACUAAAAGCAAAAAAAAACCAGCCAACAAACCCCAUGACCCCAACAACCCCAAACCCACCCCCCUCAACCUGCCACACCAGAAACCAAGCCCAGGCCCUGGCCUUGGGAUUUUAAAGCCUGGAAGGUUCCAUUGUAAUAAAUGGUAUUUUAAAAGCCCAGCGUGAUCCCUGUGUGCUUGGGAGGAAGCAGCUGGACACAGGGCAGCUUUGUGCCCUGGAUGGGGUGACACCCACACCCCUCCACCAGCACUCCCAGGAGGGACAGGGACAGUGGAAAAGGAUCCAACCAUCAAAUAAACCCUGUAGAGGUGGCUUUGCCAUCAGACUCACUUUGCAUGUCCCACCUGUGUCCUUGUAGGUGCAUGAAUGUCCGUGGCAGGAGGUGCUAGGGCAGAGCCACCUGCCCCAGGGAGGUCUGUAGGACUGUCAGGCAGGGAGGGAGCCACAAUUCUGCUUGUCCUUCCCAGCUGGGAAGAGGAAAAGCUCCUUUGAGCCCAUCUCUGCUGCUGGACUGAGGACGUAGGGAUGCUCCUGGUGGUGUCACCUCCCACUUUGUCCCAGCUGGUGCCAGUAGAGCACUUUGGGAGUCACUCAUUUCACACGUUCAUCCUUGGCCACGGAUGCAGGAGCAGGGCUGCAGCUCCAGCAAACUAUCACUCCAUGUUUGCCCACUUUGCAGCCCCAGCCAGCAGGCAGGAUGACAAGUUUCUUUCCCUUUCAAAUCCGGGCACUCGCCGUUGCUUCCGAGUCCCGUUUGCCUUCCCCAGGCCAGGACCUGAGCCUCCAUGUCCCAGCAUUAAACCCUGCACGUGCCUGGCUCUGUGGGAGCUACCUGCCAAGGUCUGAAUCCCUGAGAGGCACAAGGAGGCUGCCCAGGACACGUCCUUGGGCACAAGGCAGGUCACCAAGACCUCCUGCUUUCAGCACUUGAGAAAUUGCCCGCGUUACAAACAAACCCGACGGCAGCGCGAGGGGGCUUUUCUGGGAGCCCCUUUUCUCACUGAGCACUGCAUGGAUUUUGCAAAGCAGCUACUGCAGCUACUGCAGCACACAGAGCCCUGGCUUGGGGAGCACUACAGCCCCCCCCCAGGCAGCAGCAGCAGCCUCAUCAGGGGGGUCAGCAGCAUCACUUGGCCCCCGGGGAGAAGGGGUCCCAGCCCCCCCCCAGCGCGCGCGCCCAGGGACUGAGAUUUCAGCCUCCCAACUUUUGCAGGUGACUUAAGAUGGUGGGACUCACGGCUUAGGUGUAAAAAGCAGAGCUCAGGUUGGCUGCUGAGGAGUUUCCCUGGUGGAAGCAUCACUGGUGGGGCCCAUUCCUGGCAGGAUUCCAGUGUGGCGAGAGGACUAACGCCACGGGCUGGGUCCCGGGUACCACGCGGAACAAGCUGCUGAGCAUCAGGGUCCAGCUCCUUUUGGUGCCCCCUGACACCUGGAACAGAUGAUGGUCAAUGUUAUGGCAGAGCAAAGUGUGUGGGGGGGGGGAAUAAAAAAAGAGAAAGGUGAGAAAUUGGGAAGGUUUUUUUA
This is a messenger RNA of Apus apus (common swift), 4754 nucleotides long. It is a transcript of the gene RHOBTB2, whose product is annotated as Rho related BTB domain containing 2. Gene Ontology annotation, molecular function: GTP binding; GTPase activity; protein binding. The record is from RefSeq and is a predicted model, not a curated record. NCBI's taxonomy places the organism in Eukaryota, Metazoa, Chordata, Aves, Apodiformes, Apodidae. The transcript has 10 exons. Gene Ontology annotation, biological process: small GTPase-mediated signal transduction. Bases 294 to 2546 code for a protein of 750 amino acids.